Molecule: messenger RNA, 330 nt
Organism: Aspergillus luchuensis
Lineage: Eukaryota; Fungi; Ascomycota; Eurotiomycetes; Eurotiales; Aspergillaceae
Gene: VMA21
Product: vacuolar ATPase assembly integral membrane protein VMA21
Exons: 3
Coding region: 1-330 (109 amino acids)
Biological process (GO): vacuolar proton-transporting V-type ATPase complex assembly
Cellular component (GO): endoplasmic reticulum membrane
Source: RefSeq, a predicted model, not a curated record
AUGGCCACUCGUCGCUCUGCAGAGAAAUCUCCUUCUCCCAAGGAAGCUGUCGCACCUUCGGGCUCUCCAAAGCCCUCUGACUCAGAUGUGACCCCUGCCGUUCCCACAAAUGUGAUCAUGAAACUUCUCGGAUUUUCCUUCGCCAUGGUCGUCAUUCCUAUCGGGAUGUACUUUGUUACGGUGGACUUUGGAGCAAGCCCCACAGUCGGCGGUAUUGUGGCCGCCAUCAUGGCUAACGUAGUUCUCGUCGCAUACAUCUAUGUUGCGUGGAAGGAUGAUCAGGCGGAGAGGGAAGCUGACGCCAAGUAUAAGGAGAAAAAGGCACAGUAA